UCUCUACAUAUGGCGAAAAAGGUACAUAACCUGAAAAUGCAUCGAUAAAAAGUAAACAAUGUGGUAAUUGCGCUCAGUGUCAAAGUAAAGGUGGAAUAAAGUGGAGAUUUUCCGAACAAGAUGACGACACUUUCGCCAUUUACGCCUCCUAUCGUGAAAACUCUGCUAGGAUGGAAGAAGGGGGACAGCUCCGAAGUUGAUAAGUGGUCGGAGAAAGCUGUGAAAAGUUUAGUGAAAAAAUUAAAAAAGACUGGCGGACUUGACGAGCUGAAAAAAGCCAUCAGCACCCAGGAUACAUCUACAAAGUGCAUUACGAUUCCCAGUUCGGAUUUCAGGUCCCUGGAUGGCCGGCUACAAGUGUCCCACAGAAAAGGUUUACCCCACGUGAUCUACUGCCGCCUGUGGCGAUGGCCGGACCUCCAGAACCACCAGGAACUGCGGGCCAUAGAAUCCUGUGAGUGGGCCUUCCACAUGAAGAGAGAGGAGGUGUGUGUCAACCCCUACCACUACACGCGGAUCGAACCCCCAGUUCUGCCCCCUGUGCUAGUUCCCCGCCACACAGAGGUACCAGAUAAGAUGCCACAGAUUGAAAAUUAUGCCAUGACAGUUCCUGAGAAUACAGAGUUUCCUUCAGGAAACAAUGAGAUUUUCAAUCUCCCAGAGACCCCUCCCCCGGGCUACAUCAGUGAGGAUGGUGACACCACGGACAACCAAGGCAUGGAUGGAGUAGAUGUCCAUUCCCCGAGCCCCCCAAUUGAUGCUGAGCCAGUUUCCUAUAUCGAUCCUCCAUACUGGUGCUCCAUUGCAUACUAUGAAUUGAAUAAUCGCGUGGGGGAGACUUUUCACGCCUCUCAGCCCUCGCUAACUGUGGAUGGAUUUACUGAUCCCUCCAACUCGGAACGCUUCUGUCUGGGCCUACUGUCCAACAUCAACAGAACUCAGCAAGUGGAGAUGACACGCCGCCACAUAGGUAAAGGUGUGCGUCUGUACUACAUUGGAGGCGAGGUUUUUGCGGAAUGCCUCAGUGAGAGCGCGGUGUUUGUACAGAGCCCGAACUGUAAUCAGCGUUACGGAUGGCACCCGGCAACAGUCUGCAAAAUACCUCCAGGUUGUAAUCUGAAGAUUUUUAAUAACCAGGAGUUUGCUGCGUUGCUUGCCCAGUCCGUCAAUCAGGGCUUUGAGUCUGUGUACCAGCUGACCAGGAUGUGCACCAUUCGUAUGAGUUUUGUCAAGGGUUGGGGAGCGGAGUAUAGGAGACAGACUGUGACCAGUACGCCCUGCUGGAUUGAAAUUCACCUGAACGGUCCACUACAAUGGCUGGACCGAGUUCUGGUCCAGAUGGGGUCACCAGGGUUACCCUGCUCCAGUAUGUCUUAAGGCCGUACACCCUAGGGAAAGGGUCAAUCAUAGGGAGGUGUCAUUAAGCUGCCUAUGUUGCACAACUUUCUCUUUUGAUAUCAAAAUCUAAUUUUUUUGGGCCCCUCAGAAAAGAAAUUCUUCUUGAAGAGGAAAAGGAGAUUGUCAUCAACCCAGAGUUAAACAGAUCGAAAUGCUGUUAAAAGAUGCAGUUAGUUGAUAAAAUAAUGUACAAAUUUAUUGUCAAAAGGUUGUAUCACAUAUUGAUGACAAGUAUUGUAACAGUUCAGUGAUUUAUCAACCCCCUCCCUGUUUUUAUAUAAACUGUAGUCAGUAAAAAUCGCUAGGAUUAUAUGCAAUAAGUUCCUCUGCUGCCAGAUUUUAUUGUAUUCAAAAGCAUUAUACCACUGUAUAAUUCAGUAUCACUGUAAACAAA
Saccostrea cuccullata (small rock oyster) is the source of this 1792-nucleotide messenger RNA. Its product is annotated as mothers against decapentaplegic homolog 3-like. Gene Ontology annotation, cellular component: heteromeric SMAD protein complex. NCBI's taxonomy places the organism in Eukaryota, Metazoa, Mollusca, Bivalvia, Ostreida, Ostreidae. The record is from RefSeq and is a predicted model, not a curated record. Gene Ontology annotation, molecular function: I-SMAD binding; RNA polymerase II cis-regulatory region sequence-specific DNA binding; DNA-binding transcription factor activity, RNA polymerase II-specific. The coding region runs from base 121 to 1377 and encodes 418 amino acids. Gene Ontology annotation, biological process: transforming growth factor beta receptor signaling pathway; activin receptor signaling pathway; anatomical structure morphogenesis. The transcript is spliced from 9 exons.